UCUCUCUGUAUCUAUAUAUUAUGAUUUGCCUCUUAUAUGGUUACAGUUUAAUUGUGGUGGUCCGGUUCAAUCUAAUUGAGAAGAAUAGACCGACAAGAGUAUAUUAACAUAUUACAAAGGAAUAACAUUAGAACGGUGUAACAUUAGAAGACUUAGUUGUUGAAUUAGCUCAUGAGAAGCAUGGAAUGCCAUACUAUAUAUAUAUAAAUUGAAUUUUAUAUGGCCUCAAAUCUUAAACGGACCGUAAUUUUUUUAAUGUUUGUUUAAAUGAAGCCAGUAAAUCUACCUUAAGUAGAAAAGGGAAAGAAAUGAAAAACCACCACCACCACUUCCUCCAUAUUACAUUACACAUAAUUUACAAGAAUUAAGGUGUGACACAUUACUUUUACCUUUGAUCAUCAACACCAUUAAUUUCAUAAAAAUAUCAAUGUUGAAUGCUCUAAGUCUGUAACAACAUAAAGUACUGUGUCAAAUGUACAAAACAGUAUAUAUAUUUCGGGAAAACCUUACCAAGAAUAUAUUUUACAAAAAAUACUGUAAAGAGAGUACGAGCUCGUCGAAGAGAUCCUCAUCAGUACCAUAUGUUGUGUGUGUGAAGAAAAAGAAUUAUACUUGUGAAAAGAUGAGAGGCCAAGCAUCAGAAACCCCACAUUAAAAGGAAAAAGAAAAAGGACACGUAUAUCACAUGCCACUGAAUAAUAUAAUGCUCUCAAUUUGAGAGUAAAGCAGAAUCAAUUAACUGUGAGAAGAAUAACAUACCUACCCUUUAUUUAAUAUGCCUGGAGGAAGAGGAAGAGGAAGAGGGAGAGGAAGAGGAAGGAAUAAUAUAUUUUACUAUAAAAGGCAACUGUUGGAAACCAAUUAUAUUACUAUAAACUUCCAGAAGUGGAGGAAAUGAAGAGGAGGCUGAGGAGCUAGCUAGCGUCCACUUUCCUUAAUCAUGUCAAGGGCGUCGACAUCAUCAGAAAAAGAAAAGGCAGCUGGAAGUAGGGAUGAUGAUAUAAUUAAAUAUAUACACCUAUAUAGGGCCUUGGUGAAGGGUGAUUUGGGAGGUAUGAAAGCAUAUCUUGAUGUACAUCCAGAUGCAAUAUCUGCUAAGAUCUCCACAUUAGGGGAAACACCUCUUCAUAUUGCUGUUUCGCAUUGCCACGCGGAGUUGGUGGAGGAGCUUCUUGGCAGGAUGGGUCGUAUAGUGAGUAGUAUCAGUAGUAUAAUAGAUGAAUAUGGUGACACGCCCCUUCAUAUUGCUGCCAGGAGUGCUUCUGACACAACCAUAACAUAUGCAUUAGUUCAACACUCACCUUCUCUCAUGGCACUGGGAGAUGCAGAUGGACAACUCCCACUCACUCUCGCUGCAAUUUACUACAGGAAGAGGAGUAGGAGAUGCAGAUGGACAACUCCCACUUUUUCUCGCAGCAAUUUGGAUAUUUUAGGGUGGGGCGGUUGGAUUGUUGCCCAACAUUCUCGCAAUUAUUAUGAAGAAAAGAAAUGGACGAUGUUCACCGAAUUUAUUAUGAGCGAGCAAUUUGGUUUGGCACUGGGGAUCUGGAACAUGGAGAAACCAGAAUUGAUGACUUUUAAAGAUGAUGACUUGUAUAGAAUGGCAGAGAUGGCCUCUGUAUUCUCGACUGCAAAUCAAUUCACAAAUUUUGAGAGAUGGCUAAUCAACUGUAUAAAUAAUUAUAAUGAAGCUAUAUUUGCACCUACCAGUUCCGAAGUGAUCCGUUUUCUGAAAGCAUUAAUGUUCUGCGUUCUAGUUGCUCUUCAAGCAAUAGUGACUAAGGAAGAUAUAUCAAAAAAGAAGGAAGAAAACAUGCAUGCCAGUGAACUACUCAGCCAUAUGUGUUCCCCAGUAUGGACUUUCGAUUCUAAACAUGUUGGAGUAUACUUUGAGGCAAUAAAAAGAGCCAUCAAAUGUGGGAAUGUUGAAUUUGUCGAGGAAGUCCUGAGGUCGAAUCCUGCUUUGUUAUGGGGGAAUAGGAAAAGCGGAAGCAUAUUUCACAUUGCUGUAGCUUACCGUCAGGAGAAAAUAUGGAACCUCAUUUAUGGUUUAACAUCUGUACAGAGAAACAAAAUCCUUGGAACUCUGUUAGAAAAGAACAGCAUACUACAUAUAGCUGCAUGCCCGAUGGUAACCUCUGAAAUCAUAGGAGUUCCAGAUGAAGCUUCAAAAAUGUUGCAACAAGGAGAACAACCGUUCUGGAAGGUAUUCAGUAAGGCCCCAGGUGCAGCUAUGAAAGUGCAGAGAGAACUACAAUGGUACAAGGAUGUAGAGAGGAUGGUACCAUCUUCAUACAGAAUUCUUGCUAACGAAAAGGGAGAAACACCUCCAGUUUUGUUCUCAAAAUGGCAUUCUGAAUUAGUCAAAGAAGGAGAAAAAUGGUUGAGAGAUACAGCAACAUCAUGUACGAUUGUGGCCACUCUCAUUGUCACUGUUAUGUUUGCUGCAGCCUUCACAUUACCAGGUGGUACUGAUGAUGAGUCAGGGAACCCCAAGUUCCUAGGGCGUAACUCCUUUAUGGUUUUCAUUAUAUCAGAUGCAUUAUCUCUAUUUUCUUCAGCUACUGCAGUGUUAAUGUUCCUAAGCAUCCUCACUUCACGCUUUGAGGAAAAAGACUUCCUCAAGGCAUUACCCAAAAGAUUGAUAAUUGGUCUUGCCGCCCUUUUCGUGUCUAUUGCCGCCAUGAUGGUAGCUUUUGGUUCCACUCUUGUUAUUGUGCUUGGCGAACGGAUAAGCUGGGCUGCUGCUCCAGUCACUUUGCUUGCUAGCGUCCCAGUAACCUUAUUUGCUUUACUGCAAUUUCCGUUGUUUGUUGACAUGGUCUCAUCUACCUAUGGUGGUAUCUUCAAUAGAAAAACAAAAUGUUCCUUCUUCAACAACCCAAAUAACUAUGUUCCCGGAGAAGGCAGAGAUUCUUUUAAUGUAUAAUUAAUAUGCAAUGAUUGUGGAUAUUAUUAUGUCAUUUACAUAAUUCUUAAUUAUCGUGGUUCAAUAUAACUGCUAUUUGUA
This is a messenger RNA of Cornus florida, 3010 nucleotides long. RefSeq lists its product as uncharacterized. The record is from RefSeq and is a predicted model, not a curated record. The coding region runs from base 941 to 2929 and encodes 662 amino acids. Gene Ontology annotation, molecular function: protein binding. Lineage: Eukaryota; Viridiplantae; Streptophyta; Magnoliopsida; Cornales; Cornaceae. The transcript is spliced from 8 exons.